Messenger RNA from Chrysemys picta bellii (western painted turtle), 1531 nucleotides. The record is from RefSeq and is a predicted model, not a curated record. Lineage: Eukaryota; Metazoa; Chordata; Testudines; Emydidae.
GUAACGUAUGAAACAGGGGAGCCGGCUCAGGCUGGGGGAAAGGGACGUGCGGUUGUUGAAGGCGGGCCCUGCGGGAGCAGCUGUGGGGACGUCAUGGAGGAUGACUCGCCAGUGAUCUAUGGGCUGGAGUUCCAGGCCCGUGCUUUAACACCCCAGAUAGCAGAAACGGAUGCAAUUCGAUUUUUGGUUGGGACACAGUCUCUCAAAUAUGAUAAUCAGAUUCACAUAAUAGAUUUUGAUGAUGAAAAUAACAUUAUAAACAAAAAUGUUCUCAUCCAUCAAGCGGGUGAAAUUUGGCACAUUAGUGCCAGUCCUGCAGAUAAAGGUGUGCUAGCAACCUGCUACAAUAAAACUUCAGACAGUAAAGUCAUGACAUGUGCGGCUGUUUGGAGGAUGCCGAAGGAAUUGGAAUCAGGCAGUCAUGAAUCCCCUGAUGAUUCAUCAAGCAACACUCAAACCCUGGAGCUACUCUGUCACCUUGACAACACAGCCCAUGGCAAUAUGGCCUGGUAUUUUGUAAAACUAAGAGACUUACCCCAAAUAGUCGUGGAAGAACUGGGAUUAGAAUUUACCUUUAACGACAAGAACAUACUUUCUGGCAUUGAGGUGAGACUAGGACUUAUAGGCCUUCAGGAAAGGGAGGACAACUGGAUCAGAAAGGGAAUUAUAGAUGUGCCAGUGAGUCCACCUGGAAAAAUGCAUGAUGAAAUGAGGAUGAGAGAGCUCUCCAAUUCUGCUGCAUUGGAAGGAAAAGGGCAAUUAAAAUUUACUUCCGGACGAUGGAGUCCACACCACAAUUGUACACAGGUUGCAACAGCCAAUGAUACUGCCAUUCGAGGAUGGGAUACACGAAGUAUGAGACAGAUCUAUUACAUAGAAAAUGCACAUGGACAGCUGGUACGGGACCUAGACUUCAAUCCCAAUAAACAGUACUACCUGGCUAGUUGUGGAGAUGACUGCAAGGUGAAAUUCUGGGAUACUAGAAAUGUCACUGAGCCAGUGAAGACACUAGAGGAGCAUUCCCACUGGGUAUGGAAUGUACGAUACAAUCAUUCUCAUGACCAGUUAGUCCUUUCAGGCAGCAGUGAUAGCAGAAUCAUUCUGUCUAACAUGGUAUCAAUUUCUUCUGAGCCCUUUGGACAUCUGGUAGAUGAUGAUGAGCUUAGUGACCAAGAGGACCACCAUCAAGAGGAGAAGACUAAAGAGCCCCUUCAGGACAGCAUAAUAGCUACCUAUGAAGAACAUGAAGACAGUGUAUAUGCAGUGGAAUGGUCCUCAGCAGACCCAUGGCUUUUUGCUUCUUUGAGUUAUGAUGGGAGACUUGUUAUUAACAGAGUUCCCAGAGCACUUAAAUAUCAUAUACUGUUAUAAUUUGUUUGGAUUAUGAUAUAAUCAUUAUCUUGGCAUCAUUUUUAGAAGCUUUAAAUGUAUUGAUAAUUGUUUAGUUGUCUAAGUACAAUACUUUUUUGUUCAGUGUAAACAUUUAAACAUAAUUAAUACAUAAAACAAUAAAAUAAACUUGACUAAAAGU